Molecule: messenger RNA, 917 nt
Organism: Thrips palmi
Lineage: Eukaryota; Metazoa; Arthropoda; Insecta; Thysanoptera; Thripidae
Exons: 4
Coding region: 337-894 (185 amino acids)
Source: RefSeq, a predicted model, not a curated record
UGUGUAGGCUGCCCGUCCAGAGAGACAAAGGAACUCCACAGGUGGCAGUGACAAGUGUCCCCUGCGGCCAGGGUUUGUUGCGCUGCAUUCGCGGGUGAUCGACAAUAUGUCUCUUACGUUACGUCCUUACGUUCAAAAUUAACUCAGGAGUUAGCAAACAUCUGUCAACAACUCAAUUUUCGGUACAAUGUCUUGGUUCUUUCAUUUUGGUGUGACUGUGUCUGACCAGGUUUGACCACGGCGACCGUACCCAACUGUCGCCAUAUUGUGCUUUUGCUGUCUGCUAUUGUUGUCAAACUUUCGUCUCUUCCUGAUUCUGUUUUGAUUGAAAUUAAAAUGGCUCCAAACCAAAAUAAGCCGAAACCCGGUAGUCUGUGGUGCGGGUGCACCUAUGGUGACAAGGAGGCUGAAAACUUAGAGAUCUUGGACACCCUUGCGUCGGGGGCCGUUCCCCUUAUACCUGUUCAAGUGUCCCAUUACCGCUGCAAGGAUCUGCAUGGCUGGGCCAUGACAGCCUAUAUAAAACAAGGCUUCCCCUGCGCCACUGAUGAACAGGCUGUCCGUCCAUACGUUGCCUGCAAGGAUGACAACAGAGUGUACCAGUGGGCAGCUUUCAUGACACCUGCAUCUGCUGAGCUUCAAGGAGUGGGGACGCGGAAAGCCAUACCUUCAAUCAAAAUGGAUGGACUGAAGCUGAUCAACAGCAGGGCGGAGAAGGCUCAACUUCAAGCAGAAGGCUACACCGAAUUCAAAAGAAUUGGGCGGUACCUCUUCCUGAAACUUGAUGAACCGAGGCACUACCCAUUUAUCGUAUACUGGACCAAAUGCAGCAAAUGCGUGAGAAAGAAAAAAAGAGUCCACUUGGCGUUCUCUGUGACUGCACGAGCCUCAUGAUUCAUUCUCAAUCCAUACUGCCG